AUGUCUCCAACCGCUUCCAAGAUCACGGAGUGGGUCAAGCCGGGCGACAAGAGUGGCGAGUUCAAACGGCAGGCAAGCUCGUUCCGCAACUGGAUCUCGACGGAAUCGGGCGCACAGUUUCCCCCUGAAAAGGGCCGCUAUCAUCUCUACGUCAGCUACGCAUGUCCGUGGGCCCACCGGAUCCUGAUCGUGAGGAAGCUGAAGGGACUGGAGGAAUACAUCAGCUUCUCGGUGGUACAUUGGCAUAUGGGCGAGAAGGGCUGGCGCUUCCCCAACCCCCAGGACACCGACGCCGAGGGCGAAAACGUAAUCCCCGACCCCAUCCCAGGCCACAAGUCCUUCACCCACCUACGCGACGUCUACUUCAGUGUUGACGCCAACUACGGGGGUCGUUUCACGGUCCCCGUGCUCUUCGAUAAGAUUCAAAACACCAUCGUCAACAACGAGAGCAGUGAGAUCCUGCGCAUGCUCGGCACCGCCUUCAACGACCAACUCCCCGCGGAGUACGCAAAAGUCGAUCUAUACCCUGAAUCUUUACGAAACAACAUUGACGAGACGGGCGAAUGGACCUACGAUCUGAUUAACAACGGCGUCUACAAAAGCGGGUUCGCCACGACGCAGGAAGCGUACGAGCGGAAUGUGACAGCGCUGUUCGAGGCGCUGGACAAGGCCGAGAAACACCUCUCUUCGAUCGCCACCUCCAGUUCCUCCAAGGGACCCUACUACUUCGGCGAAACGCUCACCGAAGCCGAUAUCAGGCUUUACGUAACGCUGAUCCGGUUUGAUCCCGUCUACGUCCAGCACUUCAAGUGUAACAUCCGGGAUAUUCGCUCGGGCUACCCGUACUUGCACAAGUGGAUGCGGAACUUGUACUGGAAUGUGCCCGCGUUUAGGGACACGACGAAUUUCUUGCAUAUUAAGAGGCAUUAUACUCAGAGCCAUACGCAAAUAAAUCCCCAUUCCAUCACACCUGUGGGGCCAGUUCCGGAUGUGUUGCCUUUGAGGGAGGAGGUUGCUAUUGUUGGAGCGAAGAUUUAG
Pseudomassariella vexata is the source of this 1038-nucleotide messenger RNA. RefSeq names its product glutathione S-transferase. Bases 1 to 1038 code for a protein of 345 amino acids. The record is from RefSeq and is a predicted model, not a curated record. Gene Ontology annotation, cellular component: cytoplasm. Lineage: Eukaryota; Fungi; Ascomycota; Sordariomycetes; Amphisphaeriales; Pseudomassariaceae. The transcript is spliced from 3 exons. Gene Ontology annotation, molecular function: glutathione transferase activity.